Molecule: messenger RNA, 356 nt
Organism: Ilex paraguariensis (yerba mate)
Lineage: Eukaryota; Viridiplantae; Streptophyta; Magnoliopsida; Aquifoliales; Aquifoliaceae
Source: the annotation of a GenBank genome assembly
AUGACAAGCACAAAGUUGGAUGUUACUGUAGUGGCUAAAAAAAAUGAGGAAACCAUUGACAUUAUCAUGUUGGGAAUGCUGGCUUGGAUGGAGAACUUCCUUGUUGAAAUACGAGUCCUUUUAGGAGGCCAUUAUGGCAUCUGCUUUGAGGCCAUGGAGGCCAGUUUUUCGGGUUGUCUAAAUCAUCUCAGUGGAAACAAGAACAAUAAUGUGAAAAAGUUGCAGUAGUAAUUUGUUCUCGACUUCUUGUGGCCGACCAACUGUAGUACUCUCUUGGGUUAUGGAAAUGUAAUUUUUUUAAAUGCUUUUGAUUUACAUGUCUUCUUCUCAAUACUGACAAAAGCUCGUCUUCUGCA